AAGGCCGCCUCAUUGGUCCCCGCAGUCGGGACUCCGGCGGCUUUUCUCUUAGUGCUCAGGGCGCCGACCCACUUCUCUUCCUCCAACCGAGCGCUCCUUUCCUUUCUAAGUGCCCGGAGUUGCCAGCCUGAAGGGGUCCGGAUUGAGCUAGGCCAGGCACCAUGACGACCCUGGAUGAUAAGUUGCUGGGGGAGAAGCUGCAGUACUAUUACAGCAGCAGUGAGGAUGAGGACAGCGACCACGAGGACAAGGACGGAGGCGGGGGUGCCCUGGCCGGCAGUUCCAUGCCCGCAGAUGCUGAGCUGGCAGGCGAAGGCGUCUCAGUUAACACAGGUCCAAAAGGCGUGAUCAACGACUGGCGCCGCUUCAAACAGCUGGAGACGGAGCAGCGGGAGGAGCAGUGCCGCGAGAUGGAGAGGCUGAUCCAGAAGCUGUCCCUGAGCUGCCGCUCCCAUCUGGACGAAGAGGUGGAGCAACAGAAGCAGAAAGACCUCCAGGAGAAAAUCAGUGGGAAGAUGACUCUGAAGGAGUUUGCCAUGAUGAAUGAGGACCAAGACGAUGAGGAGUUCCUGCAGCAGUACCGGAAGCAGAGAAUGGAAGAGAUGCGGCAGCAGCUUCACAAGGGGCCCCAGUUCAAGCAGGUCUUUGAGAUCCCGAGUGGAGAAGGGUUUUUGGACAUGAUUGACAAAGAGCAGAAGAGCACCCUCAUCAUGGUCCACAUCUAUGAGGACGGCAUCCCAGGGACCGACGCCAUGAACGGCUGCAUGAUCUGCCUCGCGGCGGAGUACCCGGCUGUCAAGUUCUGCCGGGUGAAGAGCUCGGUGAUCGGGGCCAGCAGCCGCUUCACCAGGAACGCCCUGCCUGCCCUGCUGAUCUACAAGGGGGGCGAAUUGAUUGGCAAUUUUGUUCGCGUCACUGACCAGCUGGGGGAAGAUUUCUUCGCUGUGGACCUGGAAGCUUUCCUCCAGGAGUUUGGGUUGCUCCCAGAAAAAGAAGUCUUGUUGCUGACGUCUGUGCGUAACUCUGCCACCUGCCACAGCGAGGAUAGUGAUUUGGAAAUAGAUUAAACGGCUGGUCUCGUUGCAUAGAUUUCUCAUUGUUGGGGCUGGAAGAUGCACGUCUGUGUGUUUAUUUCUGUUCUUUUCUGUGUCUUCUGGCUUUUCAGCUGUUCUUUGUAGUCCCUCUUAUGAUACAUACAGUCAAGAAGUUCUCAGAUUAAAUCAGAAAGCUGAAUCACCUUGUGGCCAGCAAUAACGUGACUUAACAUUGUAUAAAGAGGAAGCUAGGCUUUUGAACUGUUUACUUAAGAUUCUCUACCAUAACAUCUCUGUUACUGUUUCCAGUCAAUAUUUACAUAGCAUCCUAAAGCCAGUGUCCUGGAAAUUGUCUUCAGGUGAUCCCAUAGGCCUCUGCCAGGUCUGGGAGUAUAAUUCUAUAGUUAGUGUGUUAUUUGCAACAUAAAUAAUGCAUUUACUUCAUCAAAUGAUUGUAAAUUAUAUUUACUUGUAAUCAGAUCCAUAGCCCUAGGAGGCAGUUAAAUUUCUUCCCCCCAGACCCUCUUCUCUCCUAGGGUCUUACUUCAAGGUUCCGGACCACAUGUGUCUGCCCCAUCAAGAGGGGUGACCUUUGCUGCAGGAGUUGACGUCCUGCUCGAGCAUAGUUGAGUUUACAGUAGGAGGAAGGAUCGAGGUGGCCUGCCCUCUUGACGCUGGAAGGUCAGCUUGACUUAAAAAUUAGAGCUAGGAUGGAGCUGGGAAGUCUUUUUAAAGGAAAUUACUCCUGCUCAUCUGUUUCCCUGUUUCUCUUAUUUAACAAGGUAAUUUUUUUGUUUAAUGUAACUUUUGCUAAAACUUUUUUUUUUGCAUAUUGAAUAAGUAACUAAUAUUCAGUAGAAGAAAUUUACCAAAAUACAGAAGCAAAAUAAGAAAAUUAGAAUAACUUCUAAUCCUACCAUCUAGAGUAAAACACUAUUUAUAUUUUGGGAUAUUUCCUUCUAGGGUGUUUUCUUUGUAUACACAGACAUUUGUUUGCUUGUUGUUAAACGAAACAGUGGGAUCAUUCUGAACAUACUGUUUUAUAGUAUGGUCGGCUGAUAUAUCAACCUUUUUUGUGUGUGUAAUUAAAUACUCUUCUACAGCAUUUAAAAAUGGCUAUUUAUUCCAUCGUAUUGAUGUGCUAUAAUUUGCUUGGUGGUUGUCUCUUAAAAAGAAAAACAACAAAGACUUUUUAUUACAAAAGUAAUAAAAGUUCAUUGUAGAAAAUGUAGCAAAAAUUGUCAAGCUGAAAAGAGAUUGAGAAAGCCUUUAUAUUUCCACCAACCAAAAAGAAUCCCUGUUAUCAUUUAACAGGUAUCUUUCUGGUCUUCUUUCUGUGUAUUUAUAAUAAUGACUGUCUUUUGAGUUUUUUCUCCUCUUGUUUUUUACUUUAAAAUGUGCACAUUGUAGGGACCGGGAAAAUGUAAUCUGGAAUUAAAUAUUAGCUUUAAAGUUCACCGUUUUGCUUUUCUUGUCUAUUUAGGAAUUGACUAACUGUGGAAGGGUCUUGACAAUGUCUCUUGUAGUUAAUCAACAGAAAGAAAGUGCAUGGGUUUUGUAUUGAAAAAGCUUGUUGUAGAAAGUGUGUGGAAAGCGUAGAAAAUUAUUAGAUGCAGAGACAACUGUUGUCAAUGUUCUUGUUGAUUUCCUUCCAGUUUUUUCAAUAUUUUUAAUAACAUUGAGAGAUUAUUGAGUUUAGUCCUGUGUUUUGUUUAAUGUUACAUCAUAAAUGCUUUGACAUGUUAUAAAAAUUCUAAAUAAAUAAUUUUUAAUGGCCUCAUAAUAUUCCA
Messenger RNA from Camelus dromedarius (Arabian camel), 2824 nucleotides. It is a transcript of the gene PDCL, whose product is annotated as phosducin like. Gene Ontology annotation, biological process: heterotrimeric G-protein complex assembly; regulation of G protein-coupled receptor signaling pathway. NCBI's taxonomy places the organism in Eukaryota, Metazoa, Chordata, Mammalia, Artiodactyla, Camelidae. The record is from RefSeq and is a predicted model, not a curated record. The transcript is spliced from 4 exons. Bases 162 to 1067 code for a protein of 301 amino acids. Gene Ontology annotation, cellular component: cytoplasm.